Messenger RNA from Culex pipiens pallens (northern house mosquito), 2381 nucleotides. RefSeq names its product lachesin (gene DIP-lambda). Lineage: Eukaryota; Metazoa; Arthropoda; Insecta; Diptera; Culicidae. The transcript has 9 exons. Bases 239 to 1816 code for a protein of 525 amino acids. The record is from RefSeq and is a predicted model, not a curated record. Gene Ontology annotation, cellular component: neuron projection.
UUUCCGAUGCAAAAAUGAACAAACUGUGGGCGGAAAAUGGAAAAGUGCACCCAGUGAGGCAGAGAGUGAAUAACAAAAAAAUAGCAUAAAAAAGUGGUUAAAAAGUGCAUCUUUGCCCCCUCCUUCCUCAGGCUUAGUAGUGGCCGCCGGGAGCAUAAAUAUCCAAAAAGUGGCACAGAAAAGGAUUCAACAGAAGUAGUAGCAGCAGCGGCAGACGACGACCAAGUCGGGCAUAGAAAUGGGACACAUUAAUUUUGUGAAGCUGAAGCUUUUGUUGAAUAUAUUGUUUGUAGCCAUACUGGUGAACGGCCAUGGAUCACAACAGGAAGCACAGCCGGAGUUUCUGGCACCCCUGGACAAUCUCACGGUGACCCAGGGCCGGGACGUGUCCUUUACCUGCGUCGUCAACAACCUGGGCCAGUAUCGGGUCGCCUGGAUCAAGUCCGACUCGAAGGCCAUCCUGGCCAUCCACACCCACAUGGUGGCCGUGAAUCCGCGGCUCUCGGUCACGCACAACGGGCACAACACCUGGAAGCUGCACAUCUCGCACGUCCAGCUCAACGACUCCGGAAGUUACAUGUGCCAGGUGAACACGGAUCCGAUGCGGCACCAGUCUGGUAACCUGGACGUGGUGGUCUCACCGGACAUCCUGAACUCCAACGACCCGAACAGUGCCUCGCUGGAGGAGGGCGUUGCCAACGAGGGCGGAAACGUGCAGCUGUUGUGCCAAGCGGUGGGAGUGCCCCUGCCGACGGUGCAGUGGCGUCGCGAAGGGAGCAAGGACAUUAUUGUGCGGUCCGAGGGGCGGGAGAAGCAGGCGGUGAAAGUCGUCGAAGGUGAACGACUCGUCCUGAACCAGGUGCAGCGAACCGACAUGGGCGGAUAUCUCUGCAUAGCUUCCAACGGUGUGCCUCCAUCCGUGAGCAAGCGAUACGAUGUGCAAAUCAACUUUUCACCUAGCGUCAAGGCCGGCAACCAGCUGGUCGGAGCCCCGGUCGAGAGUCACGUCAUGCUCCAGUGCAUCGUCGAAGCUUUUCCCACGCCCCUCAACGGAUGGUACAAACACGACGGAAUCAAACUAUACGAAGGAGAAAAGUACGUUAUCACGGAGGAAAAGCUGAACGUGUUUACCUGGCAGCUCAACCUGACGGUAAAGAACCUCCAGAAGUCGGACUUUGGGGCGUACCUCUGUUCCAGCAUCAACGCACUCGGCAAGGCGGACGCACGGAUACGGUUGAAUGAACUCCGGUUACCGCCGAAGCCGACCACGACGGUCGCGCCGUACAUUCCGCCAACGGCCAAACAGCCCCGCCGGAAGCAGCACCACCAGAACCACGGCAAGGGCGCCCACGACAGCACCGGCAAAAACGGAGCCAACGGUGGCAAUGGCUUCAGCCGGGACAGCUACAUCAUCAAUCACAUCCAGGAGAACGACCUGCUCGGCGGGUUUGCCUCGGACGUGCCCCCGCGGGGAGCCCUCGGCGGGGGUGGUCCGGGUGGGUACGGAUCGGGCUCCGGCGGUAACGGCGGUCUGUACGGGUCCGGCGGUGGCAACGGCGGAACGGGCCCCGGCGGAAGCAGCCUGGAGAAGGCACGCAAUACCCAGAUGCCGGCGCCGAAUCCCUCGCGGCAGCCGCCCCUUUGGAUGCGCAACAGUGGCUCCAGGAGUGGCCACCGGUGGUGCUGGUGGACCGGAGUGGGGGCCCUGGCGUGGCUCGGAAGUGGCCUGACCCAGCAGCACCGGGGGAUGACGGCAUUCGUGAGCAGUUGUUGGGCGAUGAUUUAUAGUCUGUUGAUGUUGCUGACAUUUACAUGAAAUUAUGUCUAUGGGUGUUAUCAUUGCUGUUAAGGGGAGAAAUGCGGGUGGAGGUGUGUGUGAGAAGGAUGUGCGUGUGCGGUGCAUAUUAUCAUUAUUAUAAAUACAUCUGUAUCUAUCUCUAUAAACAGAAAAACACACUCACUCGUACUCAAAACAUGUUUAUAUUUAUAAAUACAUUUACGAAUAGUCAAUAUAGGUCAAGUUAAGCAUAGUUGGAUCAAUGGUUAAAGGUAGGUUGGGGGAAGGAUGAAUAUAAUUUUCCAUUAUUUGGAACUGCACAAUAUUUGGAUAUUUUUUAUAAUGGUCCGAUAAAACAGACACAGAACAUCACAAAUUAUGCAUCUUUUUUCCAAAUUUCUAGCUUUUAAAUGCUCUAAAAACUGUUUUCUCUAUUCAAACUGUAGUCCGGAUUCACCUCUGUUUACGGUAUCAUACCAAUAACUGUAGUUAUGGUAAAGAUUGUUCCUAAAUUUGUUUCAACAGUAAAUGAUUGUGCAUGCCUUUUUGAUAAAUUUGGUUUCUUCCUAAGAUUAUGUUUAAUUUAAAUUUUAAAUUUACGCUU